GAGGACGUACGAAACACAUAUUGGGUAAUGCCAUUUCCGGCCUUCCUAUUUAUUGGUAACUCUGAUCUACAGAUGCCACAAACACAAAAUGCAGUAUCACCGGGGAUUUUCCCAGGACGAAUCUGCAGAUAUGAGACGGAAACCAAAGAAAGAGGAUGAUAAAAUUCCUGGAAAUUCAUUGAAUGUAUGGGAUUACCAAACAGCUCUUUGAAAUUUGGCUACAAUCUUUACCUACAAAUCAAUAUCUUCUCUCCUCAACAUCUUAGUCUUAUAUCUCGUAUCACUGCUAUUCCAAACCGGCAUCAAUUUCUCGUUAAUGAGUCAUCUUGCUUUGGGAUUAUGUUCAAGACCGGGCAAGAUGGCUUUGAUCAUGUUAAUACAGUCAUCAUCCGGAUUAUCAUGGAGACAGCGACGUAAAAUGAAGGCAUCCGCGUCUGUUCGUGUUUGAGAGGUGUAAUAAUCGUGAGAUUCGAACUCGA
This is a messenger RNA of Botrytis cinerea B05.10, 479 nucleotides long. RefSeq lists its product as hypothetical. The transcript is spliced from 2 exons. Lineage: Eukaryota; Fungi; Ascomycota; Leotiomycetes; Helotiales; Sclerotiniaceae. Bases 187 to 417 code for a protein of 76 amino acids. The record is from RefSeq and is a predicted model, not a curated record.